CUACCGCUGUCACCAAAUGACAAUCAACAGAACAAUAACCAACCUAAUCCUAUGACACAAAACAACAGAAAGCCAUAGAAAGAACACGUGAAUUAUUUAGUGCUAAAUUUGUUGAAAUUUGUUUUCCCUAAAAUUAUCAUUAAAAACUAAACACAAAACAUUGAAGAAUAAAUAGUUACAAACGACGGACAGACACGAAGAAAACUAAAAACUCUUGAAGCUUACUCCACCAAAAAGGCGAGUUUGUCUGGAGAGAUUUUCUAAAACCCGUCCGUCCCGUAACAACGUUGUGGGACAAAUUCAAGAUUGGAGUGGAUUAGUGGUGUUAAAUUUGAAGGAGCAAUGAUAAAUGGUAAAUCGGAUCACCUAGUUAAAGGUAUGUACAUCAAAAGCAAUCAACAGUCAUGUUUGGAGAAAUGAAAUGCACGGUUUGUUUCGGAACAGCUCUAAAAUUGACACCGAUUGAAGCUGAAUUAGCCGCACAGCAUCACCUAUGCAAUCGCUGCCUAUCGGAUUUGUUCACAGCGGACCUGGAGACCGAUAGCGAAGAUUCCGACUCAAACUUUGAAAUCAAAGAUGAUCCUACUGUGGAGUACGAGUCGGAUGGACAAUAUUCGAACGACUGUGACGAACCGUUCGAUGAUAGCAUUAGCAUCAAGUUCGAACCCGUUGAAGAUCACAUUGAUUCCGAUGGAAACCCGAACGAUGAUCAAGAGGAACCCUUGGAUGUGCAACUUCGAGUAAAGCCUCUUAGAAAGCGUAAACCCAGAGUAACGCCUCUUGAAAAGCUUAAGGUUAAAUGUUCGUAUUGUGACGAGCGCAGUGUCAAUAGGAAAACGUUAGCAGAACAUAUACGAGAAUGCCAUCCGGAUGAGAAAGUUCAUCGAUGUCUCAUCUGUCUAUCGUUUUUCAAGGGAAUCCAGCAGUACGAGGAACACAUUCAAGAUGUUCAUGCUGGAUGCACUGAAAGAUGCAACAUUUGUUUGGAAGGUUACGUACGGAAGGACAAAUGGAAGCAUACGAAUACUUGCUUGGGAAGACUGCUAUUCCGUUGCAUCGCUUGUGAUGAGCGAUACGUAUCGCAAAACGGAUUCCAGAAACAUGUUAACAGCCAUCCGAGCAACGAUGGUAAAGAAGCAACACAUCAAGAAACUAGAACACAAGAACAAGUUUUCACUUGCACCCUGUGUGAAGACGAUAAGGUCUACGAAGAAAGCUCAUACUGGAACCACGUUCAUGUGAUCCACGACGGUCAUCACUUGCGGUGUCCGGACUGCGGCAAAACUUUCAGCAAUCGGAAACACAUGAUCAUCCAUACCGGAUCGCGUUGUAAGGUGGGCGCAAAAGCGCGCGAAAACUAUGCCAAGGCCAAGACCGAAUACGCACCUUCCAAGUGUGAGCUCUGUUCAAAAACUUAUCGCAACCGAAGGCUUCUGCAAACCCACGUGGCCAAAGUUCACAAAGUCAAACCAGUGGUGUGCGAUCUCUGUGGUAUAAGUUUUGCCAACGCUACUCCAUUGCGUUACCACAAGAUAAAAUCCCAUACCGAACCCGCGGAGAAGUGUCCGCAAUGCCCAAAGCGGUUUCACCUAGCGUGGGAUCUCCGACAGCACCUGGCUACCCACGAAACGGCAGGGAAAUUCGUCUGCGAAGAAUGUGGCCGUAUGUUCAAACGGAAACCCGCUCUCGAGUUGCACGUCAAGUCCCACCAGAACCGAAGAUCGAUACCAGGGACGACCGGGAAGCACGCCUGUGAGCUUUGUGAUCGCCGAUUUAAACACAACUUUCUUCUGGUGGCUCAUCGGAAGGUGCACGAUCCGGAUCGGGUGUUGGAGAAGAAGUUUGCUUGUAAGGUAUGUGACAAGAAGUUUGCAAGUUAUGCCGGUUUGUAUUGUCACAUGAAGGGCAAGUACGUUCAUCAGAAGAGGAGCUGUCCAGUGUGCAACGUAGUAAUAAAAGGAAAGGAUCGGUAUGCCGAGCAUUUGGUGGGGCAUUCCGGACAAAGUUAAGUCAA
Aedes albopictus (Asian tiger mosquito) is the source of this 2014-nucleotide messenger RNA. Its product is annotated as PR domain zinc finger protein 5. Gene Ontology annotation, molecular function: RNA polymerase II cis-regulatory region sequence-specific DNA binding; DNA-binding transcription activator activity, RNA polymerase II-specific. Gene Ontology annotation, biological process: regulation of transcription by RNA polymerase II. Lineage: Eukaryota; Metazoa; Arthropoda; Insecta; Diptera; Culicidae. The record is from RefSeq and is a predicted model, not a curated record. Gene Ontology annotation, cellular component: nucleus. The transcript is spliced from 5 exons. Bases 405 to 2009 code for a protein of 534 amino acids.